Molecule: messenger RNA, 890 nt
Organism: Mercurialis annua (annual mercury)
Lineage: Eukaryota; Viridiplantae; Streptophyta; Magnoliopsida; Malpighiales; Euphorbiaceae
Product: protein NSP-INTERACTING KINASE 1-like
Exons: 5
Coding region: 446-691 (81 amino acids)
Source: RefSeq, a predicted model, not a curated record
AUUGAUGGUGUGUUUUUGAUAAGUUUGGUGUACUUCUCUUUUUGCAUGACUGUUUCUUUUUGUGUGAUGAUAGAGCAGUUGGGAGGCUCGUCUUUCAUUUUUUAUCUGAAUGGUAAAAUUACCCGUUUAACCUGUAUGAUAAAAUUUUGAACUAACACCGUAACACGAACUUGCAUACAUUGCUUCUGUUUACUCAUUUUGGUGCUAGCACACGUCAAGGUUGGCUUCUGGUGGAACCAGAGGAUUAGUUCGAGUUUCCAUUAAAAGAUGCUGCUUCAAUCCAACCCAACAGGAAGAAAAGAGACAGUUCAUUGGUUUCAGCUGGUUCAAUCAAUCCUGCAGAUGACAAUUUCCUACUACUAGCUUUAGCGCUCUAUGGUGUCAUUGUUGGCAUUAUCCUUUCUUCAAGAGCUGCUUAAUCAAGAGCCGGGUAAAAGCUGUCCGUAUGCUUAAUAACAGCACCCUGCUUAAAAGUGAUUUCUCUUACAACAAUCUGAGUGGCCCUGAACCAAGAUUUGCUGCUAAAACAUUCAAUAUUGCUGGGAAUGCUCUAAUCUGCCCAACUGCAGAAUGCUUUGGGGCAACAUUUAUACCAAUGUCCAUGAACUUGAAUAGCAAACAAGCUUCUUCGCCUUGGGGCAGACGGCGAAGUCAUAACGUAGCCCUUGCAUUUGGCUUCAGGAGAUGGUGAAUCCGGUUAUCCGGUUUCAUUUCAGAUCUUAAUCAUGUGAAAUUUUACAAGCGGUCAUGUUUUUAAAUGUUCUUCCAUGGACCCACAAACUGGUUGUACAUUUAUUGAAUGCUUUGUCUGCUUCUAUGCAGCUGAAUCAAUAUUGUAAGAACUUUUUGAAAGUUGUUUUGGGGAGUAAUCAUUGACUAAAUUUGGUUUA